Trichoderma aggressivum f. europaeum is the source of this 1668-nucleotide messenger RNA. RefSeq names its product CAZyme family GT69. The record is from RefSeq and is a predicted model, not a curated record. The coding region runs from base 1 to 1668 and encodes 555 amino acids. The transcript has a single exon. NCBI's taxonomy places the organism in Eukaryota, Fungi, Ascomycota, Sordariomycetes, Hypocreales, Hypocreaceae.
AUGACAGAUUCCAUCAUCAGCCUCGACUCCCACCACAACCGCAACCGCAGCCACGACAAAGACACCGACGACGACAGCAGCCUCGACAAGCCCCGUGACGACCACCAUGGCCACUCCAGCCACCGUCUCACCAGCCACGGCCUGACCGCCCACAGCCGCAUCUCGGCCCUCAUCCGCCACGCCAGAAGCCACCAUCGUCUCUACCUCGUGGUGCUUCCCACGCUCUACUUCCGCCUCUGCCCCAUCAUCUUCACGCACAAUUCCGGGCCGCUCAGCGUCUACCUCGCCAUCGUCCUCGUCUACAUACCGGCCAGGGUGAUACUCGCCGCCUGGCAGCACUUUUCACCGUCCUACGCGGCCAAGAGGCGCAAGAGGAGGAGCAGCUUCCUGCUGCCGUCCAAUGGGGCAUCUUCUUCGUCGCAGAGGGCCAGCGGGGCUGGGACAGGGCGAGGAUUGCUCAAGCCGCUGAUUUGGCUGUGCGGUGCACUCUUCAGCUUGUGGGCUUACACGAAAGGCAUCGCAUCGCCCUUCCCAACCGCAUCGUCCAUUGUGGCCUCUUCGCCGACACUACAAGCACAUAGGGCCCAGAAUGCGAGCUACUUCAUCGCCGCCUCCUUCUGGAACAACGACGCGAUACUGGACUCGUGGACCUCGCAGACGCUCGAGCUCAUCGACACGCUGGGCCGCGCCAACGUAUACGUAUCCUUGACGGAGAAUGACAGCGAGGACAACACCGCCAGCAAGCUGCUGCACUUUGGCCGCGAGCUCACCAAGCGCAAGGUGGCGCACAACGUCAACAUCACGACCGACCUGCGCGGGGAUCCGCCCGAAAACCCCUGGCACAGCAUCAGGCACAGGAUGGGGUACAUGGCAAACCUCCGCAACGGCGCCCUGGAGCCUCUCGGCCAGCUCAACAGGCGGUUCGAAAACGUGAUUGUGCUAAACGACGUUGUGUAUCAUCACACCGACGUCCUGAAGCUGUUGGCGGCCGUGGGAGGAGAUGAUGUCAAUGGUCCACAUGCCGAGUCCCCCUUGUCGCACACGGUGACCAAGCCAGGGAAGAGGCGGAUGGCGUGCAGCAUUGACAUGGACGGCGCAACGUUGUACGACACGUGGGUGCUCCGCGAUCGCUGUGGGAGAACUGCUAGCGGCUUCUGGCCCUUCUUCGCGUCAGAGAGAGACAGGAGAUCCGUACGCGAGGGGCGCGUGCUCGAGGUCGGCACCUGCUGGAACGGCAUCGUGGUUCUCGAUGGAGACAUGCUGCUCGACCCGCCUCUGCGCAGCAAGAGUGCCGACUGGGACGCGGACACGCUUCGCUUCCAGCAGCCCCCGGAGUGCAUCAUAUCCGAGUGCACACUGCUGCCCUUGGCCAUUACCAAUAACACGGGCGGCGCCCCGGUGGUCAUGGAUCCCUCCGUGAUAGUGGGCUACACCGUCCACUGGUGGAGGUACUACGCCGUCUGGCUACGUUUGCCCAUUGUGCAGCUGUGGAUGAAGGUGUUCGAGGAGGGAUACUGGGGCCUCUGGUGGACAUUGGGGUUGGGCAAAGGGCUAAGAUGGAACGGCCUGGACGGCGGCAAGGAGAAGAACGAGUGCGUCGUCACAGGGUGGCCCGUCUGCGACAAAGACGAGUACGCCGUCAAGGGAGGGAUGAGAUUUGGCAACUGA